AAAUAUUAAUUAUUUAUUUAAUUCCCAAUUUUUUAAUUCUGUUUUCAGUUUUUUAUUUAUUUUUCUUUUUCUACUUUAUUUUCCUUCUGUCCUUCUUUUCCCCCAAAACCCUAAUUUCGUAACCUUGAACAAUUUCUGAAAAACCAAACAAAAAUUAGCAUUUAUUUUUUUCUGAAUUUUUGAAAAAUCAAGUGUAACCAUUGAAGCUCUGUGCUUGGUCUGCAAUGGCAGAGACUCAGCCGUAGAAUAUUGUUACAGUGUAUAUUUAACUGUAGAAGUUUUUACAGUCAAAAUUUGUUCUUUGAAGAUUCAAGGAAGGGUCUAGGGUUUUGGGUUCGUUAAAUUUGUAGUGGGUAUUCUGUAAUCUUUCUAGGGUUUUGAUCUUGUGUUUGUGCUCUUUACGAAGAUUUCAUUUUCCUUGAAAUUUGUACUAUACAACUGUUCUUUGGAAAUUCUGGGUUUUUCACUUUCAAAAAGGUUAAAUUUUUUUUUUUUUUUUCAUCAGCAGGUUUUAGGUCUGUAGUGUUGAUAGUGAUUUUCUGGAUUUAGGGUUUAAGGGUUUGGUUUUUUUUUUUCUGCUUUGGGUUUAUGAAUGGAGGGAAAAGAAGAAAUGAACAAUUCUGGGGUCACUAUGAAGGGGGAGGAAGCUGCAGAGAGCUACCGGGUGGUUGCCAGAAGUGAAACCACCGGCCAAUUUGGCGGAUCCGCGGUGGCUGCAACGCCAGUUAGCGUGGCCGUGCCGGUUCCGGGCACGGAGGUGAAGAAGAAGAGGGGUAGGCCAAGGAAGUAUGGACCAGAUGGGAAACCCACCAUGGCUUUGUCCCCGAUGCCGAUUUCAGCUUCGAUUCCGCUGACCGGAGACUUUUCGGCUUGGAAUCAUGGCAGAGGACGGUCAGUUGACUCAUUCAAGAAGAAGCACAAAUUGGACUUCGAGAGACCAGGCGAUCGGGUUGCAUACUCUGUUGGUGCAAAUUUCACGCCCCAUGUGAUCACUGUUAAUGCUGGCGAGGAUGUUACAAUGAAGAUCAUAUCAUUUUCUCAACAAGGGUCGAGAGCUAUUUGCAUUCUUGCCGCAAAUGGUGCAAUUUCAAAUGUUACACUUCGCCAGCCUAAUUCUUCUGGCGGUACUUUAACCUAUGAGGGUCGUUUUGAGAUACUGUCCUUGUCUGGAUCAUUUAUGCCCACUGACUCUGGAGGAACAAAAAGCAGAUCUGGCGGGAUGAGUGUCUCUUUGGCGGGACCAGAUGGUCGUGUUGUGGGGGGAGGACUUGCUGGUUUACUGGUUGCUGCUGGCCCUGUUCAGGUUGUGGUUGGCAGCUUUCUACCAGGCCAUCAUCAGGAGCAGAAGCCCAAGAAGCAGAAAUUUGAGCCUGCACCAGCUUUCACUAUUACCCCGAGUAAUCUCACCCCUAGAGAAGUAAUAGAGGGUUCCUAUGGCGGACCAAAGCCGAACCUCACAUCUUCUGCUUCCUUCCAGGGAGAGAACAUAGCUUCUGUAAACUCCGUGCAAGCUUCAAAGAAUUUGGCCACUGAAAAUAACAUCUCUUUGUCCGGAGGGGAAUCUAACGACCACAACCCACCAAAUUGUAAGGUUUCUUGCUGAUCACACUUGCGCCGUGUAUCCUGGUUGUAUGCCGGCCAUCUUUAUAGCAAACUUCGAAGCUUUUAGGCUCACUCCCCCUCGUCUGACCCCUUAUAUAAACUCGUUAACUAUUUAUUAUCACAGGAAAUAGUAGAGGUUAACAUCAUGCUGGUCUAGAACCAGAACUGUACUUUAGGCACUAGGUUAGGACUUCCCUCCAUAGGCUGUUAUCAUCUUGUGUUGUCUGUUAUUGUCCCAUUUGUUGUUGUAGAAACCACCUUGUUUGUCAUUUGUUCCUGGUUUAUCUGUAUUUGGAAGAUUAAGAUUAAGUGGACCGUGUUUUUUUGUUUUAUUUAUUUAUUUUAUCAUCAAUGAAUGAUCUGUCUGUUGUGAAUUUAAUGGUACUAAGUGAAGUCACACACAUCAGUGUUGUGCAAAUGUAAAAUCCCACAAAAUGUGCUUUUCCU
Messenger RNA from Cornus florida, 2049 nucleotides. Its product is annotated as AT-hook motif nuclear-localized protein 1-like. Lineage: Eukaryota; Viridiplantae; Streptophyta; Magnoliopsida; Cornales; Cornaceae. Bases 593 to 1603 code for a protein of 336 amino acids. Gene Ontology annotation, molecular function: minor groove of adenine-thymine-rich DNA binding. The transcript is spliced from 5 exons. The record is from RefSeq and is a predicted model, not a curated record.